AUGGAGUCUCAAGUUGAUGUUAUCGACACUUCCACCAUUCUUAGUGAACAUCAUACAUCUAUUUUGAAUAUGGCAUACAAUUUCAACUCCUCUGCAUGGAUGUCAAGCUGGGAGCUUUCAAAAGCUCGUGAAGAGCCUGUAGCUAUCAUUAGCGUCAAGGACUUGCAAUUGCAGGUCAUCGCCGGAGCCGAUGGGUGGACAGGAGAUUGGGUUAAGACUACUUGUCCACAGCAACCAGCUCACGUCUCGGUGUCCCUUGCUUUACGACGACCUUUCAAGAAGGCAUCUGAAGAUGAUGAUAUCGCAGGGGACACUAUUCAUUAUGGCCUCAUCAAAAUAGCUAUUAUGGAUGCUAUCAGGGCUUAUCAUGCAAGAGGUAUAAAUCCUGAGUUUGCAACCGAACUUUCCAUGAAGUCGAUCUGUAUAUUCAUCGCUUCUGUUCUUAUUAGGCGCAGUAUUGCAGUAGGUAGGAACGUCAAUUGGUUCUCAGUCACAAUCACGCUUCCAAAAUCAUCUUUACGAGGAGCUGGUGCCAGUCUUACUGCACAAUCGAUUUUCAAAAAUCCUUCGUUAGAGGAACAGGAAGCAGGCACCUUGCAAAGCAUUGGUCAUAUCGGAGAAAGUAGUACCCUUCGACUGCACGACCUCACAGUUCCCACCAUAAUAGGCUUGUUGCCAAAAGAGCGCACCAUGAAGCAAAAUGUGGUUGCGAAUAUUGAGAUAGAUAGAUGGGUUGGCCAUGGAGAUCUUCAUUGGGAUAUACAACAGAUCGUUGUGAAGACGAUAGAAGAAUCAUCAUUCCAGACUUUGGAGGCACUGGCAGAGCGCAUAAGCAAAAAUAUCAUUCGACACUCUUUGAUCCCUACCAUGAUAAAGCAAGCCUCCAGAACAGAUAAUUGGGAUGAGCUCGCUGAUGAUUAUGAAGAAGUUCCAUGGGAGAAAACGCUUGUACCCAAAUUAUGUCCAAUUGUUAAGGUCAAGCUGGAAAAACCCAGUAUAUACAUUGACACCACACCAUGUGUUGAAAUGAGCAUGGACAUUCGACCCUCAUGUGACUCGCCAUACUUUUCUUUGUGGGAAGGGUACAAGAGGUUGCAUAUAUGUCCACGUCCACUCAUAGGUACGCUCACGGACUGGAUUGCACAGGAGCGUGAAGGAUCAAAGAACGGAACAUCGUCAAACGUAGCAGGCGUCAAUCGAAAGUUGGAUGGUCUCCAACCCAAUCUCGCCAAGACGUCCCAAGAUACGGAGGAAGUCACUGCUCAGCCAGGAGAGCACCCAGAAAAUCCAAAGGAUGGAAAAUCACCAAGGUUAGAUCUGAAUCAAAAGCUGGAUGGCUCCCAAACUGACACCUCCAUAUACGAUGAUACCGAGGAAGAAACUGUUGCUCUUCUUAAGGAAUAUCCGAAAACUCCAAAGUAUGGAGAAUCGUCAAUUGUGAGAGACCUUGAUCGAAAGCUCAAGACUUUGCAAAGGAACAUUGCUCAACUUCGAAAAACUACACAGGAUAUCAUGGCUCCCCCCAAAAAACUGGAUGAUGAAGAAUCUACAACAUUGGUAGGAAUUGGUCAAAAGCUGGAUGCCUUCAAACAGGAAUUCGCCGACGCUCAGAAAGUAAUUCAGGAAAUCGUUGUUCGGCAAUCUUCUUCUGCGUCUAAAAAUUUGUAG
This is a messenger RNA of Botrytis byssoidea, 1668 nucleotides long. RefSeq lists its product as uncharacterized. Gene Ontology annotation, molecular function: dihydroneopterin aldolase activity. NCBI's taxonomy places the organism in Eukaryota, Fungi, Ascomycota, Leotiomycetes, Helotiales, Sclerotiniaceae. Bases 1 to 1668 code for a protein of 555 amino acids. Gene Ontology annotation, biological process: folic acid-containing compound metabolic process. The transcript is spliced from 4 exons. The record is from RefSeq and is a predicted model, not a curated record.